Molecule: messenger RNA, 819 nt
Organism: Exophiala dermatitidis NIH/UT8656
Lineage: Eukaryota; Fungi; Ascomycota; Eurotiomycetes; Chaetothyriales; Herpotrichiellaceae
Exons: 3
Coding region: 1-819 (272 amino acids)
Cellular component (GO): cytosol
Molecular function (GO): oxidoreductase activity
Source: RefSeq, a predicted model, not a curated record
AUGUCAUCAGCAAUGUCCAAACGUUUGGAAGGCAAGACCGUUCUUAUCACAGGUGCCUCAUCUGGAAUAGGACGGUCUACAGCCUUUGAAUUUGCACGAACUGCCCCGAAGAACCUCAAAUUGAUCCUGACCGCGCGCCGUAUCGACAGCCUCAAGCAGAUCGCGGCGGAUAUUGCUAAGGAGGUCGGAGAUGGUGUCAAAGUGUUACCGGUACAGCUUGACGUCAGCAACGCAGAUGAGGUCCGCGCUUUUCCCGGAAAAUUGCCUGCAGAGUUCAAGGAGGUCGACGUGCUGGUAAACAACGCUGGAUUGGUCCGAGGCGUGGCAAAAGCGCCAGACAUAGCCGAAGAAGACAUGAAUGUCAUGUUUGCCACCAAUGUGCUUGGCCUGAUCAACAUGACUCAGGUGAUAUUGCCUGGCAUGCUGAAAAGGAACAACGGGGACGGCGCUGGCGACAUUAUCAACAUCGGCUCAAUUGCAGGCCGCGAGCCUUACGUUGGGGGUAGUAUCUACUGUGCAACCAAGUCUGCUGUCAAGGCAUUCACCGAAAGCUUGCGAAAGGAGCUGAUCUCGAAGAGAAUUCGGGUGAUUGAGGUUGACCCCGGUCAAGUUCAGACCGAGUUCUCUGUCGUGAGAUUUUACGGCGAUAAGAGCAAGGCCGAUGCUGUCUAUGCGGGCUGUGAGCCGCUAACACCUGAUGAUGUCGCUGAGGUUAUCGUUUUUGCUGCUGGGAUGAGGGAAAACGUUGUUAUUGCUGAUACCUUGAUUUUCCCCAACCAUCAAGCCAGUGCUACUAUCAUGCACCGGAAAUCGAACUAG